AUGAGGUGCCUCGUGGUGCUGCUUGUAGUCCUUGCGGUCUCCCAGGGCAGCGGGAUCACCAGGAUCCCUCUGUACAAAGGGAAGUCCCUGAGAGUGGCCCUGAAGUCUAGUCAGUACUUUGGGAAGAUCUACACUGGGACUCCGCCCCAGGAACUCACCGUAGUGUAUGAUACGGGCUCCGCAGACCUCUGGGUGCCCUCUAUCUACUGCAACAGCGAUGCCUGCCAAAACCACCAGCACUUUGACCUGGCCAAGUUCUCCACCUUCCAGAACCUGGGCCAGUCCCUGUCCAUCCAGUACGGGACAGGCAGCACAGGCAUUCUGGGCUCUGACGCUGUCAUUGUCUCUGACAUCGUGGACCCCCACCUGGAUGUGGGCCUGAGCACUCAGGAACCAGGCAAAAUCUUCGCCUUUUCGGAAUUUGAUGGGAUCCUGGGGCUGGCUUAUCCCUCCCUGGUUACCGAGCACUCGGUACACGUGUUUGACAACAUGAUGCAAAAGCACCUGGUGGCCCAGGACCUGUUCUCGGUUUACAUGAACAGGAACAACCAGGGGAGCAUGCUCAUGCUGGGGGCCAUCGACCCAUCCUACUACACCGGCUCCCUGCACUGGAUGCCCAUCACCAUGCAGGAGUACUGGCAGUUUGCUGUGGACAGCAUCACCGUCGAUGGUGUGGUGGUGGCCUGUGACAGCGGCUGUCAGGCCAUUCUGGACACGGGCACCUCCAUGCUGUCUGGGCCUGGCAGCGACGUCCUCAACAUCCAGAAGGUCAUUGGAGCCACGCAAGGCCAUCACGGCCAGUUUGACAUCGACUGCAGAAGCCUGAGCAGCAUGCCUGCAGUUAUCUUUGAGAUCAACGGCAGGAAGUACCCACUGCCACCCUCUGCCUACACUAACCAGGACUCGGGCUUCUGCACCAGUGGCUUCAAGAAGAACGAGGAUUUCCAGCAUUGGAUCCUGGGGGUUGUCUUCAUCCGGGAGUACUACAGUGUCUUUGAUAGGGCCAACAACCUUGUGGGGCUGGCCAAGGCCAUCUGACCACACCAUCGCCCACGGAUCAUGCUGCCCCCAAAC
Molecule: messenger RNA, 1074 nt
Organism: Choloepus didactylus (southern two-toed sloth)
Lineage: Eukaryota; Metazoa; Chordata; Mammalia; Pilosa; Megalonychidae
Product: chymosin-like
Biological process (GO): proteolysis
Molecular function (GO): aspartic-type endopeptidase activity
Source: RefSeq, a predicted model, not a curated record